Molecule: messenger RNA, 1884 nt
Organism: Closterium sp. NIES-65
Lineage: Eukaryota; Viridiplantae; Streptophyta; Zygnematophyceae; Desmidiales; Closteriaceae
Source: the annotation of a GenBank genome assembly
AUGGCGUGGCCCAGACGUGUAUUCAGUUCGGACAAGAAGAAGAUGUUUGAGCGUGAGGCCCGGGGGUAUGAGGCCAUCCCGCGCGCCCAUGGUGCAUGCUGCACACCCACACGUGUGUUGCUUGCUUUGCUCCCCGUUCCUUCCCUCCACCCCAUGCGGCAUGGCACGGUGCGUGCAGAGGUGUACUCGGACAAGAAGGAGACGUUUGAGCGCGAGGCCGCGGGGUACGAGGCCAUCCUCAGGGCUCGCCAGGGGCUGCUGGGGGGCAACGGGGGGGAGGGGGGUGUGGGAGAGGGGGGCAAGGGGGAGGGGGCCAAGGGGGAGAAGGGGGGUGCGGGUGGGGAGGAGGGAGGGAGUGGGAAGAAGAGAGGUGCGGGGAUGGACAUGUUUGGCGACGAGGAUGAUGAGGCAGGGGCUGGUGCAGGGGAAGGGGGGGCGAAGGAAGGUGAGAGGAAGGAGGUACAGGGAGGGGUAGAAGGGAAAGUAGGGGAGGAGAAGGAUGGAGGGGAGGGGAAGGCAGGGGGUGAGGGGAGUGGAGCGCCGAGCAACAGCAGCGGCUACGAGUUUGACCCGUCCACUGGCUACUACUUCAACAAGGAGCAGGGUUACUACUACGACUCCUCCUCUGGUCUAUUCUGCAGUGCUGCAAAUAGCACAUGGUACCGCUUCAACGAGGCAACCGGCGAGUACGAGGCGCUGCCAGCUGAUGCUGGGCACGGGGGUGCUUCAGGCAAUGGCGGUGGCGCGGGUGGCAAGGAAGGGGGGGAGGAGGAAGAAGCUGUGGGCAAGGCUGGUGCUGGCAGCGCAGCAAAGGGGGCAGAUGGGGAUACGGUAGGUGGGGAUGCAGCCGCUACAAAGACAGAGGGAGGGGCGUUAGCAGUACGGAGAGGGUGGCACGGGGAGGGUGGCACGGGGAGGGUGGCACGGGGAGGGUGGCACGGGGAGGGUGGCAUGGGGAGGGUGGCAUGGGGAGGGUGGCAUGGGGAGGGCGGCAUGGGGAGGGUGGCAUGGGGAGGGUGGCAUGGGGAGGGUGGCAUGGGGAGGGUGGCACGGGGAGGGUGGCAUGGGGAGGGUGACAUGGGGAGGGUGGCAUGGGGAGGGUGGCAUGGGGAGGGUGGCAUGGGGAGGGUGGCAUGGGGAGGGUGGCAUGGGGAGGGUGGCAUGGGGAGGGUGGCAUGGGGAGGGUGGCAUGGGGAGGGCGGCAUGGGGAGGGUGGCAUGGGGAGGGUGGCAUGGGGAGGGUGGCACGGGGAGGGUGGCAUGGGGAGGGUGGCAUGGGGAGGGUGGCAUGGGGAGGGUGGCAUGGGGAGGGUGGCAUGGGGAGGGCGGCAUGGGGAGGGUGGCAUGGGGAGGGUGGCAUGGGGAGGGUGGCACGGGGAGGGUGGCAUGGGGAGGGUGGCAUGGGGAGGGUGGCAUGGGGAGGGUGGCAUGGGGAGGGUGGCAUGGGGAGGGCGGCAUGGGGAGGGUGGCAUGGGGAGGGUGGCAUGGGGAGGGUGGCACGGGGAGGGUGGCAUGGGGAGGGUGGCAUGGGGAGGGUGGCAUGGGGAGGGUGGCAUGGGGAGGGUGGCAUGGGGAGGGUGGCACUGGGGAGGGUGGCAUGGGGAGGGUGGCAUGGGGAGGGUGGCAUGGGGAGGGUGGCAUGGGGAGGGUGGCAUGGGGAGGGUGGCAUGGGGAGGGUGGCACGGGGAGGGUAUCAUGGUGUCCAGAGAGGGGUCAUAUGCGGUGGGCGGACGAGGGGCGGAGGGGAGGGGUGAGGGCAGCAAGGGGUGGUCGGGAAGGCGCGGCAGGAAGGCAAAGAGGUCCCGCCAGGGCAGGGGGCGGCCGUCUGUGCGGGGAGGGGGGAGGGGGUGGUGCCAUGGAGGGUUGGGGGGGUGGGAAGGGAUAA